Rhagoletis pomonella (apple maggot) is the source of this 4356-nucleotide messenger RNA. RefSeq lists its product as uncharacterized. The transcript is spliced from 2 exons. The record is from RefSeq and is a predicted model, not a curated record. NCBI's taxonomy places the organism in Eukaryota, Metazoa, Arthropoda, Insecta, Diptera, Tephritidae. The coding region runs from base 627 to 956 and encodes 109 amino acids.
GUUAGGGGUUUGAGUUUAGUGCCUGCUGCUGCUGUUAAAGUUAAAGUUUUCGGAGAGCACACAGAUGAAGUGUUGGAAUAACAAGUAUUUGUUUGGUAUAAAUAGCAUAGGCAUUUGGGCGGAGCGCGCACUAAUAUUUGAAGACUGUGUUGUAGCUGAGCUGUGUGAAAAAGGAAGUGAAAAGCAUAAAAAAUUAUAAAAGAAUAAGAAAUAAUGAGAUAAAUUUAAGCAAAUAAAUUAUAGUAAAAUGAGAAAGUGGGUCUGAAAAAUUUAAAAAUACAAGAUAAGAAUAUUAAAAGCACCGCUGCGUAUAUUAAAUAAAGUAAAAUAACGUGUUAAAGCAAUUUGCUGGGAAUGCUUUUAACGAGACGCAAAUUUUUUUAAGAAAAAAAAAAUGCUGCUAAAUAUACAUACCGAACUUAUACAUAUAUAAAAGCCUUAAGCUUGAUAAAAAUUCGUACAUACAAACCAAAACGGUAUUCAAUUUAAGUCACUACGCCUUAACGUAGGCAACCAACCAAUAAGCACUAAUCACAAGCGCGCAAAGGAAAUAAAAAGCAAAGUAAUCUCUUGCACAUACAGCAGAGCUCAGCAUACAAACAACUCUCAGGCGAUAACCAAGCAAAAUGGAGGGUUACCAGAAUAUGAGCGAACUGGAAAAGUCGGUCGCUCACGCUGGCACUCAACUCUAUACGGUGGCACACAAAUUGCACGAAGUCGAAACGACAUUGGACCACACAAGCAGCCUAGAUGAUGUGGAUGGCGUUUGUGUCAUGGAACUGCUCGAGUCCAUGGAGGAGGUCAAGGCGGAAUAUCAUCAUCUGGUGCAGAAUUUGCGUGAGGUGCACCAGUUGCAGCGUGACGUCACCACAUCGAUACGCUUUCAGAUGCGUAGCAUGCAGCAGACAUUUGAAUCGCUUAAAAAACGCAUCGAGCUGCGUGUUACAGAAAAUUGAAGUAAAUCGAAUGAUAAUGGUGACUGUGUUGGCUGUGGAAGUGCGGUUGAGUAGGCAGAAAUUAGGGAUAUUUUAAGUGUAAUUUUUAGGUAAAAUUUAAAUGUUAAUUUCGUGUUUUUAAGGAAGGAGUUAUUUUAGGUGCGCUGAAUACUUUUGUAGUGCUGAAGUGAGUGAUAGUAGCGUGUAAUGUUUCGUAAAAUGUAUAAUUCAGUUCUUAGAGCGCGUUUAGAAAUCCCUUUAUUUAGGCUGACCGCUAAUUUAUUGACAAAGCAUGCAUUAGAGGUAGGUACAUAGCUGAAUUGAAGCUGAAUAAGCUUAAAUUGUUACUCAGUAUUUCAUAAAAGAUUUUUAAGUUAAGUUUAAAGUAGCUAAAUUGAAGCUUUUUGAAUGAUUUUCAUGGAGGAUUAAUUAAACACUACUGAAAUAUUUCUGAAUAAGGCAAUUAAAGUAAUUAUAAGCUUCAUUUGAGUUUUUAAUUUAAGCUUAUCAAUAUGUCAUAGGCAAACUUCAUAUUACGAGUUGCUGAAUGUCUAAUUAAACGCUGAAUAAUACAAUUCGUAUAAUUUUACGCUUCAUUUACGCUUUUAUUUUAAGGUUAUUAUUAUUUGGUGCCCGCACUUUUAAUUAAUAGCUGCUGAAUUAGCGCUGAAUUGAAAAACUCAUAUGUUACGCAUUGGCGUAAUUUUAUGCAGGCAGCCAAACUUCAAAUUAAGCGCUGCUGAAUUGGUGCUGAAUAAAACAAUUCACCGAAUACCAUACUUAUUUUGUUUUUAUUUGGAACUAUUUCAUGCUUCAUAGUUACACGAUGAACAAAGAGCUGCGGAAUUGUAGCUGAAUAAAAUAAUUUGGUAAAUUUUUGAAAUUUUAAGCCGCAGCAUUGACAUUGAAUUAUGUAGACUACUUUUUAACCUUAGACUGCUUUAGAUUUAAACCAAUUUUCUUGCUUUCCAAGCAAGCAAUGUAAAACUUACCUUAAUUAAUAUAUAAUGCUAUUUUUAUGUUAUAAACAAAAUUUAAGUUAAAAACAGCUGAAUUUUACUCUUUAAUUAUGUGGAUACGAUGAAGAAAAAAGCUGAAUUUGCGCGGAAUGAGGUACACAAAGUUGAUUUUUCACUGAGAAUAUAUAGUUAAUGAUCAAACUAAACCAAAAAGUUAUAGUAUUCGUAUUUUAAAACCAAGAAUUCAAUAUGCAACAAAUGCAUAAAUACAUACAUAUGUACAUAUAUUCAGAGUUGAGUUUUUAGCAACUAUUUUUUCAAUUGACAUAGAAUUCGCUGAACUAAAUCCAUUUGCAUAAAAUUUACGUAAAUUUUAGCUUUAUCCCAAGGGAACGUUGACCUAUUUCAGCUAGAUUACUUAAACUACUACUUACAACUGCUUUAAAUUAAUGUUCGGAAUUGCAUUACUUAUAAUUUGUUCUUAAUUUAAAUAAAUAGUACCCAAAUACAAUUAAACUCUUUGAUAGAAUUCAAACAUAUUUUGUAUGAAUUAAUUUUUUAAUAAAAGCGCUGCAUACUCGUUUAAUGGAGCUACAUAUAUCGGCAGAAAAUUAAAAUUUUUGAGCAUUGAAAUUGUGAAUGCUCGCUGAAUUAAGCUUAUACGAAGAAAAAUAUUGAUUUUGUUUUAAUUUGGAGGCGCUGAAUACACCCUCUAGGUAUAUAUUUUUAUUUACCUUAAGAUGCUCGCUGGGUUUAAUUUAUUUGAACCGAAACAUUGCUGCUUUAAUUUUAAAAUACUGAAUACUCGCUGAAUUGAUUUCGCUCGCAGUUUUCUUGCUAAUUUAAUUUUUUCCCAAGUCUAAUAUUAAUUUAUUGGUAUUAAAGCGCUAAUUUAGUAAAUUAAAAGCGCUGAAUACAUGUUAAGCUAAAUUUCCUUUGAAAAAUAAGAAUUUUUAAAUUAAAAAAUUUUUAAUUAUCGCUGACUGAAAUUUCUUGAGGGCAAAAUACUUUUUUUUUAAUUUAAAAGCGCUGAGUGCCCGUUGAGUUCAAUUUCACACGUUGUGCAAUUUUUUACGCAAUACGAUUUUUUGUAAUUCAAAAGCCCUGAAUUGAAUCUCCAUGCUGAAAAACAUACUACAUAAUUGCUAAAAACCUACUGGUGAAUGAAAAAAUUGUGUAAAUAUUAAAAUUUUGAAAUCUUUUUUCCUGAACGGACACUAGGUUGGAAAAUGUGAUUUACAUAUGUAUAUAUGUAGGUAUGUAUGUAUAUACACUUGUAUACAUUAACGGUAUACGUUUAGUGCGAACAUUAUUUAUUGUUGCUCGACGCAUUCAUUUGCCUGCAGGAUCUCAUUCGAACGUCACUUUGAAGGCAGGUAAAAUGUUCAUACAAAUAAUAUACAUACUAGGCAUGCACUCAGCUACGUACAUACAUACAUAUGUAUGUAUGUUUAGGCAACCUUGGGCAUAUGCCAUCAUAUCCUCUUAAAACUGCAUACGUCAUUGUUUGUUGGCCAAGUAAACUUUGGAACAUAAGAAUAAUGAGGAGAAUUUUAGGAGCGAUCUACUGAACUGAUAUUUAUGUUCAUGACUUUUCUUUUCUGUACUUAAAACGCGCUAGUCAUUUUGGUUGAAAAUGCUUAAAAAAAAUAAAAUAAAAAUUUAAAAUAGAUUUUAGGCACCUAUUUACUUAAGUACAUAAUUGAUAAGCGAAGCAAUUUUAACGACCUCGUCACUAAUUAAUCUAGCUGCAUUUAUAGUGAAACUGCAAAAAAAAAUAUAAAAAUAUGUACAUACGUACUAUAUAUCAAAAUAUAAGUAAUUUCAGACACCGAAUCCGAAUAAUUUUUACAUAAGCAAUAUUUUUGGCACCAUUCAAUUACUAUUUUUUUUUUUAUUAUUAUAAAUACAUAGCUUUACUUAUACAUUUUCUAUAACCACAUUAUCGUAAAAAUUUAAACAUUCAAAUUUUUUAAAGAAAAUAAAGAAAAGAAAACUAAACGAAAUGAACCACAACUAAAAACUAGCAGUGCACAAGUAUUUCCUAAAACUCGAAAAACCCAUAAGACUUUUAACUUUGCACUGUUAAAAUUUAAAUUUCUAUAAAAAAACACUUUCCGUGUUUUCAGGUUUUCGAGUUUAAGCGAUUCAUCUAAGUAAAAUUAAUGAAAAAUAUACAAAAAUUAAGACGUUACUAAAAGCGGGUUUCAUUGUUUUUUUAUAAAACAGAGUUAUAGUAAAUAGUGCAGAAUAACAUAGACAUUUAACAUUUUUUCGAACAAACUCUGUUUGCCUGCCUUACCUUCGUAAAUUAAUUUGGGAGAUAAUUACAAAUAUAUAUGUUUGUAUGUAUACAUAUUUCGGAACAGUAGCAUUUUCUUCCAAAGACUGUUGUAUUAUGUAAGUUUGUUUCAUUUGAUUAUAUAAUAUACUUAUACCGUAAUAUGUUUAAGAACACUCAA